Messenger RNA from Sesamum indicum (sesame), 1127 nucleotides. Its product is annotated as nudix hydrolase 16, mitochondrial. Gene Ontology annotation, cellular component: cytoplasm; nucleus. NCBI's taxonomy places the organism in Eukaryota, Viridiplantae, Streptophyta, Magnoliopsida, Lamiales, Pedaliaceae. The record is from RefSeq and is a predicted model, not a curated record. Gene Ontology annotation, molecular function: hydrolase activity.
GUAACCGACCUUUCAAUUCAGACGCACCAAAAUUGACUGCGGACUCCAAUUGUUUUCCCCAAAAACAUGCUCCGAUUAUUACGCUGCCCUCCCACCAUCAAAACAUUUUAAUUUUUCUUUUGCUCCUUCAUGAAAAUUAUGUGGAAAAAAUCAGCCCUUUUCUGGAGAAAUUGGAGUAGAGAUUGAGUUGUUAGAAAUGGUUUUUUGCUUUGUUUUCGUUAAUCAAAAGGGCGUCCUCUGAUUCGUAUAUAUACUAGAGAUAAAUAUAUAUAGAUAUAUAAUUUUUAUUUGAUUUUUGGAUUAAAUGUCUGAGUUGGUGGCUCGAACUGGCCGGCAUCAGCAACGCUACGAGGAUGGUUACCGCCUCAUUGCUGGGUGUAUCCCCUUCAAAUAUAGGAACGUUGAAGAAAAUGGUGAUGAAGCAACUGAGCAGAUAGUAGAAGUACUAAUGAUCAAUUCAACUAGUGGACCUGGUCUUCUGUUUCCAAAGGGUGGAUGGGAGAAUGAUGAAACAGCUGAGGAGGCAGCAGAAAGGGAAGCCAUGGAAGAAGCUGGAGUUCGAGGGGAUUUAGUGCAUUUUCUGGGAUGCUAUCCAUUCAAGAGCAAAACACUCCAAGAUGAGUAUAGUCCAGAGGGUUUAUGCAAAGCUGCCAUGUACGCUUUGCAUGUGAAGGAGGAACUCGACUCCUGGCCUGAAAAGAGCCGCCGAGAAAGAAGUUGGCUGACAAUCCCUGAAGCCAUCGAAUGCUGCAGACAUGUUUGGAUGAGAGAGGCUCUGGAAAAAGGAUUCUCCAAGUGGUAUGCCGAUGGUAUGAUCAGCACUUUGCCGAAAAAGGAUUUUCCCAAUUCAUCAUCAGAUCAGCUUUAAGAUUUCUCCCCCCAACUUCCUAGCAUUGGUAUCAUUUCCCAAGCCAUUCUUGGUACCGGUUUGUUUUAUUAGUCCUCAUAUGACUAGGAAUUCAGAGUAAGAUGCAAAUAGUUGUCGUUUUAGGCGUUUAAAUUGUUCGAAAGACCUCUUUUUUGGUAUUUUAAACUGCCAGCCCUCUUGCGAAACAAGCUAUUCAAAAGAAUUGGAAGGAUGCAUUGGAAAAAUUGUCAUUAUUCAUCACAUCAUUAUUAAUUGUCAA